Molecule: messenger RNA, 2575 nt
Organism: Paralichthys olivaceus (Japanese flounder)
Lineage: Eukaryota; Metazoa; Chordata; Actinopteri; Pleuronectiformes; Paralichthyidae
Product: early activation antigen CD69
Source: RefSeq, a predicted model, not a curated record
CAGGCAGACGUGAGUUCGCACAGGACAGGAAGCAGGACGGAGUAAACAAGCCUCCUCACAAAUCCCUGGACUCUUUUCAUUAUGUAUAUAAAAUUCUGCCGCAAUUAUGGAGAGGAUAAAAAAGACGAAGCCAAGGAAAACUUAUCACCCAAGUUAUCAGUUGAACUGGAGGGGGAGAGAGGCAAACAGACCGAGGGAAAUACACGUCUGUAUCGCGCAGGCUGUUUAUUCCUCACAUUGAUCUGCCUCAUCCUGCUGCUGGUCAUCAUCAUUCUCAGUGUGAAACUCCAGACUGGAUCCACUGAUUGCCCAGGGAGGGGCACAUCAUCUGUUGCGACCUGCAAGUAUGAGCAAUGCCUUGCCGACUUCCCGAAAGUUGAGCCCGAUCUGGUUGGCUGCAAGCGGUGUGCAGAUGGGUGGCUGGAGUUUGAAGGGUCCUGUUUUUACCUGUCCACCACCAGGCUGAACUGGAGGCAGAGCCAGAGUAACUGCAGCGCCAGAGGAGGAUCUUUGGCCGUCAUCUCCAGCCAGAAAUUUCAGAGUUUUCUGACUGAGAAGGGGGAGAAGCGGGGAUACUGGAUCGGGCUGAGACGUAAUGAAAAUCAAUGGAGCUGGAUCAACAACACUCCACUGCAAGAGAGUUAUUGGAUAGAUGAUAGGCAACCCGGGGAUUGUGGCUUCUUGAAAACUUCAAGGCCACACCAGAAGAACUGGAUGAAGUGGUCCUGCGCAUCCACUACCUACUUCAUCUGUGAACUGCAGAUCCUUUUCCAUGUUCAAGCAUAGACUCUUCAGUAACACGUCGAAUCGUUUCUCUUUCCACUUUUCAAUCAGUAGAAUCCAGCAGAACAAAGUAACAAAGCUUCUUUGGCAAUAGCUGUUUUGUAUUUAACACCUGUGGAUUUAUAGCUAUAUUUUCUGGUAGCAUCAUUAGAACUUGAAGGCAGCAUUUAUAAGCUCUGAUCUAGGUAUUGCAAUCUUCACUGCACGAUUCCAUAUACUGCUGUACGACCUUUUCACAAAGAGAUGCCAGUGACUUUGUUUCAGCAAGGUUUUAUUUUCAUAUAAAAUAGUCAUGCAUCAACCUAACAAGUACAAUUUCUACAUUUCAUUUAGUUUUAGCUCAUUAUAUACAGUAUUACUGCUACAUAUGUUUUAUAUUGCUAUAAAAAUAACACAACUCUUUUCUAUAGCAUAAUACUGCAGGAAUAAUUGCACUGUUGUCUACAUAGAGAAACUGGGAUUGUUCUUCUUGUAAGUUAGUUCAGUGAAUUUCAUCAGCACCAUAGAGCUGUGAGAUAAUAGAAGGCCUUGGAUGACACAGUCCACGCUCACACAGAGUUUCCCUCUAAACAUGUUUAAUAUCCUGGUCCUCCUCCAGCUCGUCCUGCUCCAUCUCCAAACCCAAAGCACUGUGGCGAAUCAUCUGCCAGCCCGUCAGUGUCUUCCUGUUGCCAAACCCACCUCUGUUUUUAGGUCUGAGGGUCGGGGUCCCUGAGCUUGAGCCCUUCAUCAUGUCCAUUUUCUCCAAUCCCUCCUUUUCCUCUUCUUUGGAGAAGGCUCUGAUGUAACGUCUCAUCUUCUGCAACAUGGAGUCGUUUCUGUCCUCAACCCUGCAACACGGUCAGAUUAAAGCAGGAGUAACAGACGUAUGAAGAUAAACCCCUUACACUGAAAACUAUUAUUUAACAAAUAUCUGAUCUUUUUAGAGAUGAAAACCCUCUGCUUUCCUCUUUAAGUUUUCUUUAUUUGCACAUUUUGUUCAUCUACGAUAUGGCAUGCUUAAGUUCAAGUUUUGGUAAACAUGCUUAUUCUCUAACGGAGAAACACACAUUUUUCCUCUGACCACAAACUAUAGGGCCUCAAAUGCCUCCACUUUAAGUCUACUUCAUAUCUGCAGCUUGAGGUAGUGUUGUGCUGUGAGUCAGCACAACUCUCACUUUCUCCCUUUGUCAUUAUCAUUUGUAUUUGAGAAGUACAAGCUUGCCAUUUUGCAAAGAGUUCGAUGAGAAGAUACCACCCUAGAAGACUGGAAACAGCCCCUCAUCGUAUAGUAACACAAUCCCUACCAGCGAUCCUGAAGCUCAUUAGUAGUUAUGUAUUGCCCCCAGUUGUAGCUUCUUGUUGACUUUAUAUACGUACAGUGGUGUUGACCUUCUCCAUAGACGUAUAUAAUAUAGAUAUAUAAAGACAUGCCCAACUGCCUCGAUCGCUACCUGGUGCAGUAUGGCUCAUAAGUACCACCUCCUCCAUGUUAGUUGAUGGGGCAUGAGCCAACCAAAUCAAAGUAAACAUUAUAUAAAUAUUUUUUACAAAAAGUUUCUGCCAUUUUAGCAAGCAUUUUUACAGUAAGUUUGAUUUUAAUUAGUUACUCAAUGCAAAAAAAACAUAGCAAAACGCUACAAUUGACAGCUGCAUCGAGGAGACCUCACUACCGAUAGGUGCAACGCACACUCUGGCUCGAUUGCACAAGAUGGCGGCCUUUUGGAUACCGGGACGUGUGGCUGCAGUGCAUUUAAGGCUUAGGUUGUGGUCAGUAGACACAUUUGCAUCUCCUGUUAUUAUUGUUUGUUGU